Messenger RNA from Myotis daubentonii (Daubenton's bat), 1234 nucleotides. RefSeq names its product endothelial cell specific molecule 1 (gene ESM1). Gene Ontology annotation, biological process: angiogenesis; positive regulation of hepatocyte growth factor receptor signaling pathway. Gene Ontology annotation, cellular component: extracellular region. The record is from RefSeq and is a predicted model, not a curated record. Lineage: Eukaryota; Metazoa; Chordata; Mammalia; Chiroptera; Vespertilionidae. Gene Ontology annotation, molecular function: hepatocyte growth factor receptor binding; integrin binding.
CUGCGCUGAGGAGGCCGGGCGGCUCGGUCCCCCUGCAGACGUCCUUGAGCCCCGGAGACGGAAGUGAGCGGGGUUUUCACUCCUCAUGCAAAACAACCGUCUAAACAUAAUAGAUGACAUCAGCGAGGGCUUUUCAAUUCCUGGAUGGCAGCGGCGAGCUAACCCGGCUUCAUCCUGGGUUUCCAAACCGAAACGACAGCCUGGCAGGGACGCAGCGGCUGCUGCCUGAGGGGACCUGCCGGGGGCCGGGGCGACCGGCGCACCUAAAACCCGCACGUGGGCACGGGCUCGGCUCGGCUCAGCUCCCCUGGGCGCCAGCCGGGACCCCACCAGGAGGAGGAGGAGGAGGAGGAGCCCAGCCCCCGGGAAGCAUGCGGGCCUGCCUGCUGCUGCUGGCCACCCUCCUGGUCCCCGCGCCCCUGGUGCCCGCGCCCCUGGUGCCCGCACCCCCGGCCCGGAGCAGCGGGUAUGCGGUGGACUGCCCGCAGCGCUGCGACGCCCCGUGCGCCAGCGGCCGGCGCUGCCCGAGGACGGUGCUGGACGACUGCGGCUGCUGCCGCGUCUGCGCGGCCGAGCGCGGGCACACCUGCUACCGCACCGUCGUGGGCAUGGACGGCGCCAAGUGCGGCCCGGGGCUGAGGUGCCAGUUCUACAGCGAGGAGGAUGCGUUCGGCGACGAGUACGGCAUCUGCAAAGACUGCCCCUUCGGCACCUUCGGGAUGGACUGCAGGGAGACCUGCCACUGCCCGCUGGGCGUGUGCGACAGGGUGACCGGCCGGUGUCUGCAGCACCCCUUCCUCCAACAGGCGGCCGCCAGGUCCCCCGACAGAGGCGCUCCCCGCGCAGAGCCUGACGCCGGGUCUGGCGACGGCGACGCCGUGACGCAGGACCUCCGGAGCCAGCCCGCCGCCCGCUCUCCCGGCACCAAGCGGUUAGAGCCCCGCUGACCCCGCGGGCGCUCCGAGCGAAGCCUGUUUGAAGGAGCAUCCGACCCCCAGCCGACACUUAGGAACCUCCGCUUGUAGCAUAGGCCGCGUACCUUCUGGAGACCAAGCAGGACUCAGGGCGGCCCAGAAGGAAGAGCAGGCUACUCACACCCGCGCAGCGCCGCCGGAACCCUUAGGCUUCGCCACGUAUUCGAACGCAUGCAGCCGUGUCACAUUCGCGUGUAGAGUAGUGCCGAAGGACCGCAACGCAGCCAGGCCACGCGGGCGGGUCAGCCGAGGAGACAGCC